AAAAUUUCAAAUAAAAUUUCAUAAAAUAGUGUAAUUAAUUAAUUAUAGACGUUAUGGAUGAGUUAGAACAGCUAGAACAUCUUUCAUUAGUUUCUAAGAUAUGCACAGAAUUAGAGAAUCACUUGUCUAUCAAUGAUAAGGACUUGGCUGAAUUUAUUAUUCAUCUUGCCGAACAAAACCCAAAUAUUGAGGAUUUCCGGAAAGCACUAGUUCAAAAUGGAGCAGAAUUCAGUGAUUCAUUCACAUCAAAUCUUAUGCGAAUCAUAUGCCUGAUGAAACCGGCAUUAAAAAAUAAAUCAAACCAACCAGCACUUACAGAAAAAUCAUCAGAAAAGGAUGUACUUGCUUAUAAAUUUCCAGGUCUUGCGAUCCCAAACAAUGACAUUGAUAAUGAUGAGGAUGAAAAAAAGCCUAAAAAUGACGAAUCAACUGUUGACGAUAUGAUGGCUGAAUUGGAAGCAAUGGCACCAACAACAUCAUCAAAUAAGCCAAAUGACGAUAAAAAGGAAGUGAUUGUAAAGAAAAGAAAAACUUCUCGUGAAAGAAAAAGAUCGAUUAGUCCAAGAAAAAAAUCCAGAAGUCCACGAAAAAGAUCCAGAAGCCCUCGAAAACGAUCAAGAGAUCGAAAACGCUCAAGAUCCAGAGAUAGAAAUGUUAAAAAGCGAAGUAGAUCAAGGGAUAAGAAGCGUAGUCGUUCACGAGAUAGGAAAAGACGAUCAAGAUCACGAUCAGUCGAUAGAAAAAGGAGGAGAUCACGUUCAAAAGACAGAAAUAGACACAACAGAAGUAGAUCCAAAGAAGAAAAGAAACGAGUUGAGAUUAAAGAUGAUCCAGAAUUGGGAAAGAUUUAUGAUGGUAAAGUUGCAAAUAUCGUAAGUUUUGGAUGUUUUGUACAACUUUUUGGAUUACGAAAAAAGUGGGAAGGACUUGUUCACAUCUCACAAUUAAGAUCAGAAGGACGAGUAUCUGAUGUCAAUGAAGUUGUAAGUCGUGGAAAUAAUGUAAAAGUAAAAGUCAUGUCAAUAACAGGACAAAAAGUUUCAUUAUCAAUGAAAGAAGCUGAUCAACUUACAGGACGUGAUUUAAAUCCAUUAUCACAUAAACCAAUGGAAGAUGAUGUUAGUGCUAGAAAUCCAGACAGACCAGUUGCUCCAAUGUCAAUGCUUUCAUUGCCUGGAAAUGUUGAUGAUGAUGAUGAUGUAGCCAGGAAGCGUGUAACGAGAAUAUCAAGUCCAGAAAGAUGGGAAAUUAAACAAAUGAUAUCGUCUGGUGUUAUUGAUCGUAGUGAAAUGCCUGAUUUUGACGAAGAGGCAGGAUUAUUAGCAAAAGAAGGUGAAGACGAAGAGGAUAUUGAAAUUGAAAUUGUUGAGGAUGAACCACCAUUUUUACAAGGUCAUGGUCGUGCUUUACAUGACUUAUCGCCAGUUAGAAUCAUUAAAAAUCCUGAUGGUUCACUUGCACAAGCAGCUAUGAUGCAGUCAGCACUUCAAAAAGAACGUCGUGAACAAAAAAUGUUGGCACGCGAACAAGAAGCUGAAUCAAAGCCUACUUUUGGUAAAGAUUGGAUGGAUCCGAUGGACGUAGUCGAAGAAGAUAAAGCAGAAACAGCUAAAUUUAGUUUAGCACCACAAGACAUUCCUGAAUGGAAGAAACAUGUCAUUGGUGGCAAAAAAGCAUCUUAUGGACGAAAAACAGACAUGACAAUAGUUGAACAACGACAGUCGUUGCCUAUUUAUAAGCUCCGUGAUGAUCUUAUUAAAGCUGUAUCCGAUAAUCAAAUUUUAAUUGUUAUUGGAGAGACUGGAAGUGGAAAAACAACUCAAAUUACUCAAUAUCUUGCUGAAGCUGGAUUUAUAAGUCGCGGACGAAUUGGAUGUACACAACCACGUCGUGUUGCAGCAAUGUCCGUAGCUAAAAGAGUUUCAGAAGAAUAUGGUUGUCGAUUAGGUCAAGAGGUUGGUUAUACUAUUCGUUUUGAAGAUUGUACAUCACCUGAAACAGCUAUAAAAUACAUGACAGACGGUAUGAUGUUGAGAGAAUGUCUUGUGGACUUUGAUCUUAAAUCAUAUUCAGUUAUUAUGUUGGACGAAGCUCACGAAAGAACAAUUCAUACUGAUGUCUUAUUUGGAUUAUUAAAACAAGCAGUUAAGAAACGUCCUGAAUUAAAAUUAAUUGUCACAUCAGCUACACUUGAUGCUGUCAAAUUCUCUCAAUAUUUCUUUGAGGCACCAAUCUUUACAAUUCCUGGACGAACGUUUCCAGUUGAAAUAUUGUAUACAAAAGAACCAGAAAAUGAUUAUCUUGAUGCUUCAUUAAUUACAGUCAUGCAAAUUCAUUUACGUGAACCUUCUGGUGAUGUUUUGCUAUUUUUAACUGGUCAAGAAGAGAUUGAUACAGCAUGUGAGAUACUUUAUGAAAGAAUGAAAUCAUUAGGUCCUGAAGUUCCAGAACUCAUCAUUUUACCAGUUUAUUCAGCACUUCCAUCAGAAAUGCAGACAAGAAUCUUUGAUCCAGCACCACCAGGAUGUCGUAAAGUUGUUAUAGCUACAAAUAUUGCUGAAACAUCGUUGACUAUUGAUGGAAUUUAUUAUGUUGUUGAUCCUGGAUUUGUCAAGCAAAAAGUAUACAAUUCAAAGACUGGAAUGGAUGCUUUGAUAGUCACACCAAUUUCUCAAGCAGCAGCAAAACAACGAGCUGGUAGAGCAGGAAGAACUGGUCCCGGAAAAGCUUAUAGGUUAUAUACAGAACGAGCUUAUCGAGAUGAAAUGAUGCCAACGCCAGUUCCUGAAAUUCAAAGAACAAACUUGGCCACAACUGUUUUGCAAUUAAAAACGAUGGGAAUUAAUGAUUUACUUCAUUUUGAUUUUAUGGAUGCACCACCUGUUGAAUCACUUGUAAUGGCUUUAGAACAGCUACAUUCAUUGAGUGCCCUUGAUGAUGAAGGAUUAUUGACAAGACUUGGUAGAAGAAUGGCUGAGUUUCCAUUGGAACCGAAUUUAUCAAAAAUGCUCAUUAUGUCCGUUGCUCUUCAAUGUUCCGAUGAAAUUCUUACAAUUGUUUCAAUGCUCAGCGUUCAAAAUGUCUUUUAUAGACCAAAAGAUAAGCAAGCUCUUGCUGAUCAAAAGAAGGCAAAGUUCAAUCAAAUUGAAGGAGAUCAUUUGACACUCUUGGCUGUAUAUAAUAGCUGGAAAAAUAACAAAUUUUCAAAUGCUUGGUGUUAUGAAAAUUUUGUUCAAGUCAGAACAUUAAAAAGAGCACAAGAUGUUCGAAAACAAUUGCUUGGAAUUAUGGACAGACAUAAGUUGGACGUUGUGUCAGCUGGCAAAAAUUCUGUGAGAGUUCAAAAAACAAUUUGUUCAGGUUUCUUUAGAAAUGCAGCCAAGAAGGAUCCACAAGAGGGCUACAGAACAUUAGUCGAUGCUCAAGUCGUUUAUAUUCAUCCAUCGAGUGCCCUGUUCCAUCGACAACCUGAAUGGGUUGUUUAUCAUGAAUUGGUUCAAACUACAAAGGAAUACAUGCGAGAAGUGACAACAAUUGAUCCAAAAUGGCUUGUGGAAUUUGCACCAUCAUUCUUCAAAUUCUCAGAUCCUACAAAAUUAAGUAAAUUCAAGAAGAAUCAACGACUAGAACCACUUUACAAUAAAUAUGAGGAAGCAAACUCAUGGAGAAUAAGUCGUGUUAGAAAGCGAAGAAAUUAAGCAUAAAAUAUUGAUAUGUUUAUGUAUUUUAAAAUCAACAAAUAAAGUCUCGACCCAGGUGUGGGGACUCUACUCUCACACACUUUUUUCUACGCA
Chironomus riparius is the source of this 3794-nucleotide messenger RNA. NCBI's taxonomy places the organism in Eukaryota, Metazoa, Arthropoda, Insecta, Diptera, Chironomidae. The record is from the annotation of a GenBank genome assembly.